UUCUAUCUUUGUUUUACAUCUAAUGAGCAAUAAAGAUAGAAUGAUGCAACAGCGCUGAUAGCGCGCUCCACGAACGCAGCCAUAGUCAAAGAUCCGAAGGAAGCACUUGAAAGCGCGGUUUUAUGUCUCCGGUGGAUGGAAAUCCGUAAAAAGAAAAACAAGGACGAAGAGAAGAAGAGAAGUAUCAUAACACGAGACGCAAAAAACAUGGCGGAGCAGGGUGACAGAACUCAAUUGCCACCCGGUUGGGAAUGCAGAUAUGAUAUUCGCAGCGGCCGUCCAUAUUUUAUAAAUCAUUUUAAUCGUACUACAACAUGGGAAGAUCCAAGAGUGAGAUACUGGCAGUAUUCUCAGUAUGUGCAGUCUCAGAACUCCAGUUCAGCUACUACUACUACUUCCCAAGAUAUUCCUAUGCAGACUGGAGGAACUGGACAUGUAAAUUAUACAGGUGCUCACAGAGCGCCGCAAAUUUAUCCGACACCGUCCCCUUAUCAUAAUCCACAACUAGCAUUUUUACCUCCUAGUACACAGGAACUGAAAACUCCGUUGUCGCUAAAGUCCACCAGUGCGGUGACAACUCGAUUCGGUGAUUUAACUUUAGGCUCACCGACCCCAGCGACAAAAACAGAAACCAGCUUUACUCAAAAUUCGGAUUUUGAGUUGCAAGUGGCAAAAAUCAACGCUGUGUUUCCGACAGUUUCUGACACGCAUAUUCGUCUGUUACUAAAAAAAUACCAUAACAGAGCAGCUUUGGUCAUGAGUGCUCUCCAAGUGGAAAAGAAUCCUCUUUGCGCCCCGGGACCAGGCACACCUAUAGGAGUGCAUUCAAAUUAUGCAAUCCCGAGAUGGCGUCUACCGGCUCACGCUAUACAUGCAGCAUUAACAUUGAGUCCGCCUCGCGGGGUUCGGCCAGCCCCAAACUCCCCAAAAAUGAAACUUAGAUACCUGAAAAAUAUAUUUCCAAAAGUGGAUGAAACGAUACUGUUGGAUAUAUUAGAACAGAGCGACAACAAUGUACAGAAGGCAUCCGAAAAAUUGAUUAAUCUGGGGUACGAGAAACGAAAUCCUACACUUCCCGCUAAGGCUUUAGCAAAAAAAAAAGAGAAGGAACAGGCGCAAAAUCAGCAAGUUGCACCAACACCUCCUCCUCGCAUAAAAAGCUUGGAAGAAAAGAAUAAAAUGAAAACACGCUUAAUGGAAAAAUAUAAAACAGUACCGGAUCGAGUGGUAAUGCUUGCCAUGGAUAGUGUAGAUUAUGACGAAGAAAGAGCAAUACAUAUAUUAGACAUAGUAGUUGCAGAGGAAGCUACUCGACCAUUAUGUACUUCUAGUAGUCAAAGUAGCAGAAGCGACGAACGAAAAGACAGUCCGCCAAUGACGGAAGCUAUAAAAUUAACUGCUUCUCCAAUUAAAAAGACAAGUAAAGAUACAGAGACUGAAAAGUCGAAACGGUCCAAAAAUAAGACUGAGAUACCGAAAGUUUCACGUGGAACUAGUACCACAGAAGAUAAAGAAUAUAAAUCUCCGUAUUUAACAAAACCGAUUGGAUCAAACUCGGAUUUACCAAAAGGAGCAAAUAACGAUCUAUUGUUACCGGAUUACGCACCAUGGUCGGGACCGGAUCCAAAUUUGUUAUCCAAACAAUCAUUUUCAAGAUCACUUGCUGUGGGACACGACACAAGUUUACUUUCUGGAAAUCAUUGCCUCGCCAAAGGUCCACAGUCCGAAUUACGAAAAGGACCGUUGAGAGGAUUAGCCCAAGGCUCCAUUUAUUCGCAGCGAAAUGCAACUAAUACGGAGAGUCGCGGUAAAUGAAAUAUGUGCAACUGUUUUUCUUUUGAUGUUUUACAUCUUUGUUAAAUAGUGAGAUUAAUUAAAUCUUAAUUUAAUAGGGAACAAUUACAAUUUUAUCCUUAUGAAUUUUUAAUUUAUUUCAUUUUUUUUGGAAAAAUAUUUGUUCCACUAUAUUACUCGUAUAUGUUACUUUGUACAACACUGAUUUUUUUUUUAAUUUUUAUGUUAUAUAACAUGACAAAGAUUAUAUUUUGUUACUAAUUUAUAUAUA
Pseudomyrmex gracilis is the source of this 2065-nucleotide messenger RNA. RefSeq lists its product as uncharacterized. Bases 136 to 1815 code for a protein of 559 amino acids. NCBI's taxonomy places the organism in Eukaryota, Metazoa, Arthropoda, Insecta, Hymenoptera, Formicidae. The transcript has 12 exons. Gene Ontology annotation, molecular function: ubiquitin binding. The record is from RefSeq and is a predicted model, not a curated record.